This is a messenger RNA of Urocitellus parryii (Arctic ground squirrel), 1274 nucleotides long. It is a transcript of the gene Vdr, whose product is annotated as vitamin D receptor. Gene Ontology annotation, cellular component: nucleus. Gene Ontology annotation, biological process: multicellular organism development; positive regulation of transcription by RNA polymerase II; cell differentiation. The record is from RefSeq and is a predicted model, not a curated record. NCBI's taxonomy places the organism in Eukaryota, Metazoa, Chordata, Mammalia, Rodentia, Sciuridae. Gene Ontology annotation, molecular function: zinc ion binding; nuclear receptor activity; vitamin D response element binding.
GGAUGGAGGCGAUGGCAGCCAGCACUUCCCUGCCUGAUCCUGGUGACUUUGACCGGAACGUUCCCCGGAUCUGUGGGGUGUGUGGAGACCGAGCCACAGGCUUCCACUUCAAUGCUAUGACCUGUGAAGGCUGCAAAGGCUUCUUCAGGCGGAGCAUGAAACGGAAGGCGCUCUUCACCUGUCCCUUCAAUGGGGACUGUCGCAUCACCAAGGACAACCGACGCCACUGCCAGGCCUGCCGGCUCAAGCGCUGUGUGGAAAUUGGCAUGAUGAAGGAAUUCAUACUGACAGAUGAGGAGGUGCAGCGCAAGCGGGAGAUGAUCCUAAAGCGGAAGGAGGAAGAGGCCUUGAAGGAUAGUCUGCGGCCCAAGCUAUCUGAGGAACAGCAGCAUAUCAUUGCCAUCCUGCUGGACGCCCACCACAAGACCUACGAUCCCACCUAUGCCGACUUUGACCAGUUCCGGCCUCCAGUUCGAGACCAUGAGAGAGAAGGGAGUCAUCCUGCAGGGCACACUCCCAGCUUUUCCAGGAAUUCCUCUUCCUCUGGCUCAGAUCUCUACACCACCUCUCUAGACAUGAUGGAGCCAUCUAACUUCUCGAACCUGGAUCUAAGUGAAGAAGACCCAGAUGAUCCUUCUGUGACUUUGGACCUGUCCCAACUAUCCAUGCUGCCCCACCUAGCUGACCUGGUCAGUUACAGCAUCCAAAAGGUGAUCGGCUUUGCCAAGAUGAUCCCAGGAUUCAGAGAUCUCACCUCUGAGGACCAGAUCGUGCUGCUGAAGUCGAGUGCCAUUGAGGUGAUCAUGCUGCGCUCCAACCAGUCCUUCACUAUGGAUGACAUGUCCUGGAACUGCGGCAACCAGGACUAUAAGUAUAAUUUUACUGAUGUGACCAAAGCUGGGCACACCCAGGAGCUGAUUGAACCCCUCAUCAAGUUCCAAGUGGGGCUGAAGAAGCUGAAUUUGCAUGAGGAAGAACAUGUCCUGCUCAUGGCUAUCUGCAUCGUCUCCCCAGACCGACCUGGGGUGCAGGACGCCAAGCUGGUGGAGGCCAUCCAGGAUCGCCUGUCCAACACGCUGCAGACCUAUAUUCGCUGCCGCCACCCGCCCCCAGGCAGCCACCUGCUCUAUGCCAAGAUGAUCCAGAAGCUGGCGGACCUGCGUAGCCUCAACGAGGAACACUCCAAGCAGUAUCGCUCGCUCUCCUUCCAGCCUGACAGCAGCAUGAAGCUCACGCCCCUUGUGCUUGAGGUGUUUGGCAAUGAGAUCUCCUGA